Messenger RNA from Bombina bombina (fire-bellied toad), 912 nucleotides. Its product is annotated as gastrula zinc finger protein XlCGF8.2DB-like. NCBI's taxonomy places the organism in Eukaryota, Metazoa, Chordata, Amphibia, Anura, Bombinatoridae. Gene Ontology annotation, cellular component: nucleus. Bases 1 to 912 code for a protein of 303 amino acids. The record is from RefSeq and is a predicted model, not a curated record. The transcript is spliced from 2 exons.
AUGAUUAAAGUGCAGAGUGCAGAUGCUUCUUUAAAUCUUCAUCAAAGAAGCCAAGUGGGAAAUUUAUGUUCUGAAUGUGGGAAAUAUUUUCUCAAGAAAUCACAUCUUUAUAGACAUCUGAAAGAUCAUAAAGGAGAAAAUCCAUUUUCCUGUUCUAUAUGUGGGACAUGUUUUAACCGUAAAGGAAAUCUUGUUGUUCAUCAGAAAAUUCAUACAGGAGAAAAAAAAAAGUCAUGUUCUGUAUGUGGGAAAUGUUUUACUCGGAAGUCGUAUCUUAUUACGCAUCAGAAAAUUCAUACAGGAGAGAGAGCAUUUUCAUGUUCUGACUGUGGGAAAUGUUUUACUUGGAAACCACAUCUUAUUCGUCAUCAGAAAAUUCAUACAGGUGAGAGAGCAUUUUCAUGUUCUGAGUGUGGUAAAUGUUUUACUCAGAAAUCAAAUCUUAUUAUGCAUCAGAAAAUUCAUACAGGAGAGAGAGCAUUUUCAUGUUCUGACUGUGGGAAAUGUUUUACUCAGAAAUCAAAUCUUAUUACGCAUCAGAAAAUUCAUACAGGAGAGAGAGCAUUUUCAUGUUCUGACUGUGGGAAAUGUUUUACUCAGAAACCAUAUCUUAUUGAUCAUCAGAAAAGUCAUACAGGAGAGAGAGCAUUUUCAUGUUCUGACUGUGGGAAAUGUUUUACUUGGAAACCACAUCUUAUUCGUCAUCAGAAAAUUCAUACAGGUGAGAGAGCAUUUUCAUGUUCUGACUGUGGGAAAUGUUUUACUCAGAAAUCAAAUCUUAUUACGCAUCAGAAAAUUCAUACAGGAGAGAGAGCAUUUUCAUGUUCUGACUGUGGGAAAUGUUUUACUCUAAAAUCACAUCUCAUUGAUCAUCAGAAAAUUCAUACAGGAGAGAGAGCAUUUCUUUCAUGA